UGUUCUUGCCUUGCGGCCCUUGACUUGCGUGAGGAAUGCUUCAUUCAUUCAUUCAUUCCAUUUGCAUACAGGUUGUUUCUAGCGGACCAAAAAGCGUGUGGUAGCCUACUUUGUCAUUUCGUAUUCUUUUCCAUGCGGAUUUUUAGCAGCAAUGGAUGAGUGUCAAAGCAGCAUACUAGCACCAUGAAGGCGUCAUCGCCAAAAAUUCGCUCUGCUCUGCCCUCCCCCCAACAACAGCAGCAUUCAUCCUUGUCACCACAGCAACAGCAGGGUUCCAAACAGCACCAAGUGUUACAACCAAGUCGUCAACAGCAGCAUCUCUCCCCUUGGCAGCAGCAUCUCAACAAAUGUCAAUCUCAGCAGUCACUGCUCCAACCCCAGCAACAAUCCAGAGUUCAGGGGAAGGAAUCUAGUGAUAGGAACUAUGAGUUUUUGUCCCUUGUUGGAGCAGGUGCUUAUGGUCAGGUGUAUAAAGCUAGAGACCCUAAUAAAGAAGGAUGCUUUGUUGCCAUCAAACAGAUAAGGAUUCAGCGACAGGGCCGCCAUUAUGAGGCGGGAAUGCCCAUGGCAGCCAUUAGGGAGAUUUCUUUGCUGCGUCAGCUAGAGAGCAAAGAACAUCCAAAUAUUGUUAAGCUAUUAGAUGUCCAUCAUCAAGCUAUAUCAGACAGGGAUAUUUGUCUUUCUUUGGUGUUUGAAUUCAUUGAUCAAGACUUGAACUCUUAUCUAGAGAGAUGUCCACCUCCUGGGCUGGGUCCAGACAGAAUUAGAGACUUGAUGAUUCAAAUGGUGAAUGGCAUUGACUUUCUGCACAGUAACCGCAUAGUCCACAGAGAUCUGAAGCCACAAAACAUUUUAAUUACAAGUGAUGGAGUUCUAAAGUUGGCAGACUUUGGACUGGCCAGGAUCUAUGCUUCAGACAUGAAGCUGACCUCUGUGGUGGUGACAUUGUGGUACAGAGCUCCUGAAGUUCUGUUGACUGGUCAGUAUGCCACCGCUGUUGACAUGUGGAGCUGUGGUUGUAUAUUUGCUGAACUCUACCUGAGGAAGCCGCUGUUCAAAGGGAGCUCAGAAGGAGACCAACUGAAAAAAAUAUUUGAAGUGAUAGGGCGUCCUGAGCAUACAGAGUGGCCAGAGGAUGGAGUCUUGUUGUGGUCUUCAUUUAAACCAACUCUUCCUCCUCCUAUUGAAUCUUUUGUCCCGGAGAUAGACAACUUAGCCAAAGACUUGCUAGAGAAAAUGCUUAUUUUCAAUCCUAGUCGUCGGAUUAUGGCAAGAAAUGCUUUGAACCAUGCCUACUUUAGAGAGGAUUUGGAAAGCAUAAGGACCACAAGUUCUCUUUCUGAAAAUGACAGUUUCUCUGACAGCCGUUCAGACACACCUGUCAGCAAAUAGAUAUUUCUGCAUCCCACAGGGACUUUUCUGUAAUGGGCUUUGUCAUCUGGUUUCUAUCAACAUAGUUCAUCAAUUUUUUAUUCGUUGGACUCUUUUUUGGGAGAACAUUGAGAACACUGCUCUAUAUUUUACCUCAAAGGCUGUGGCGCACAGCACAUUGUGAUGCUUUUACCUAUCAAUGUCGGUAACAGGACCAAAUAAUUAUUCAUGGCAAUUCAUUUCCAGGCUCCACUCCUUUAUGUGGCUAAAGGACCAAUCAUUAACAAUUCACUAAGAGGCUCUCUCUCUACCUGUUAAGUGGAAAAAGAAAGGACCAUUCAAUUCAUCAUCAAACCUCACUAAUUGUAUAUAUUUUAUGUAAUAGCAUGUCAUGGAAGUCUGUUGUCUUGCUGUAAUAUGAUGUAAUGGUAGUCUACAUACUAAAGAGAAAAGUUCAAAACUUGAACGUCAGAAUCACUCAAUACAAAAGUGAACCUAAAUCUCAUUUCACGAGCUGAUAUUUUUUUGUUUCCUGUGAUUGAAAAGUUUAUAAGAUGUUUUGAAGUCAUCACAUGGAUUGACUUGCUACAUAUGACCAGAUCUGACAGUCACUCUCAUGUUUAUAACUUGUUUAUUUAAUCAUUCCUGCAUCAGCUUGACCUAUUUUUGGAUUCAAAGACGUUUGUUGUAUUCAGUUGAUUGCCGACCUAAUGAAAUACUAUGAACACUAGACAAUGAACACAGGUCAUCAAAGUGUUAAGUUUUAAACCUUGUUUCUGGUGUUUGUUUGUUUUUUUACUUAUUUUCGGAUUCUCACAUGUUAAAAGAUAAGAUAAACGCAAACAAAAUGUUAAGUUUUAACAAAGAAAAACUCAUUGUUCAGAAACAAAAUUUCAGCUGAAAGAAUGUCUUUUAAAAAGAAAGAUGCUUUUGAAGAUUUUUUUCUUAUUUCACUGUAAUUUGUGUUUUAUAAUCACAUUCAAAUAUCUACACAUAUACUGGUAUUUCAGUAUACGUUGCUUUGUAUUCAAUGCAAUGUCUUUGAUACCAAACGUAAAUCUAUAUUAAAGAACUUUUAAACAUUUUCAUCUGCAUUCUGAAUGUUUGAAGGCUGAAUACUACUACAGCUAUCUGCAAAUUAUAAGAUAUUAAAUUAAUUGCUGACCGACGUAGAAACAUUUCAGAAUGUCUAUUUAAUGGAUUUUGUGCAGCAAUGAAAUUAUUGCCGCUUACAUUUGAUUGUUCGACAGAAAUCAAAUAGUAACAUCUGUUGUACCGGUACUUAAAAUUGUGACAUUAUUGAUAUGUCAAUGUCACAGAGUGACUAGUCCAUUCAAAUCAAUAGAUACUUUUAGUCAUUGGUCUCUUAUAAUGUUAUCAGAUCGUUAUUUCUGUACUCCAUGUGACCUUGUAAACUAAUUGAGCCUCACCAUGUCUAAGGUGGCCUGGAGACUAAUUAAAGCAAGAUGGGUUCUUAAUGUUUCCACGUUGUACAUUUUGACAAUCUAGAUAAACAUUCUUGCUCAAAUCAUUUGUUUCUUGUGCAAGCAGUGAUUGUAAUAACAGUGUUAAUUUUAGACUCUUAGGGAGUCUCUGUUACAAUGUUCAUUGGGUGGUGAAUACAUCUUGUUGUUUUCAGAAAAAACAGAAUUCCUUUUUAUGAAGUAAAUUAUUUUUAAGUAGAGAAUCAUGAAUAGAUUGUACACACGCUAUGGAUUAAGCAAUAAUGUACAUUAUAAUCCAAAUUCAAUAAUAAAUUCACAUGAAAAGAUAUAAUAUAAAACUUGAAACACUUAAAUUAAAAACCCCUGAAAUGAACUCUUCUUCUCUAUAUUUAGGCUUUCAGACCAAAAGUUCAAGAAUGUACUGUCAUCUUAAAGGAGUUACUUCCCUUUCAUGAAUUUACUCUUCAAUUUAGAAGCUCAAGAAGACAAUGCAUAAAUAUCUCCUUGUUUACAUUUCUCUUGAGACCUUGACUUUUACCUGGCCCUCAUCUUUUGGAGGGGGGUUUUCAGUUCAAUUAAAACUAGAAGCGAUAGUGAAAAUUAGUGAAAAAGAAAUGUAAAUCCUUUCCUUGUUUCUGUGAAACAUUUUCUUUAGUGAUGACCUGAUCUGAUCUACUAGCCUGAGGCCAUUCUAACACUGUAAAGGGACUUUGAUUGUUUAUGUGUGUUUCACAUGACAAUAGGGAACAUUAGUUUUACAUUACAAGAGAGAUGUGAUAGACUAGUUAAACUAACUUCAAUUAAAGAAGAGUGUGCAAUGCAUUUGUUUAAAUCGCUAUAUUUAUUUUGUAUACCGUUUUUUUCUUCUGUAGAAAUUGUAUUGAUAUUAAAUGAAUAAAAAUGUUAAAAGACUAGUGUGAGGUUGACUCGGAUAUGUUUGUGUAGAGGCGAUUAAAUGAAAGUUUGAUGAUAAUACUCUAGAAGUUUGUCGAUGAGAGAAGAGAGAGAGAGAGCAAACCAACUGUCUCAUUUGACUUAUCCUAUUGAUAUCAGUUUGUGUAAACAAAAGACCAUCUGGUAGUCCAUGUUAAUAUUGUCAAGGUAAUAAUAGGAUAUUCUAAACUUAAUCAAUUAAGUACGUCAUCUUUUUAUUUUUGUCUUUUUUUGUGUGUUUGUUUUUGUAAAUAUAUAAGGGGUGAACUAAUAGCGCAGUCUGUGGUACAAAGUAUGGAAGCAUUAAAUGUGUACUUUGUUCUGCAAUAAUUGCAGUCACUUUUUUUAUAGCUUAUAUAUAUAUUAGAAUAAAACAUAACAUUAAGAAAGUGGGUACUGAUGUGUAUUCAAAAGAAGUCUAGAUCUAGAUAAUUAAUCUUUUGAAAGAAGCAUUUGAAACUCUUUCUUUUUUAACUUAUUUUAAAAGUUUUUUUUUUUUGUAACAUUCUUCAGAUCCUUCUUUUACUGAUAUACUAGCCAUUUGGAAUAGCAACAUUUUUGUUUACAUUUGAACAAUUUGUUUUAGAUCUGCUAUGAGCUUAUACCUUUUUGUAACCAACUACAAUUGAAUCAAUGCAAAUUAUUUGUAAUAAUAUAUCAACACUGUAAAAAUUUGAAACUCAUGUUUGUUUUUUAGGUUCCUGUAAAGAUUUGGAACUCGUGUUUGUUUUUUAAGGUUCCUGUAAAAAUUUUGGAACUUCUUUAGGGGUUCCUGUUUAAUGUUGACACUUGCAGUAUUUCCAGUGUAAUGUGUUACUGGUGACCGACAGAAUUGGUGUUGUAAAUCAUGUUUUCUCUAAAGUGCUUCAUCUAUUGCAAGUGUAUUUGUUUUGUUGUUGCUUGCAUGUUUUACCACAAGAAAAAUACAAAGACCUGUAAUUAUAUUUGUUCUCAAUAGUCUCUCAGUAUUGUACAGAUUGAAAGAAUAGGCCGUUAGCUUAUUGUAAUCUUAAAAAUAUUCAUUCAAAGGGGUAACAAUUAGAAUUAGAAUCCCCAAAGGGGAUAGAUUGUAUUGUAUUAAAUGGUAAAGCUGGUGAUUCAUCCAUGAUUCCUCCCUUAGAGAUUUAACUAUUAAAAGUAUGGAAAACUUAAGUUUCUUCCAUUUCUUCUACUCAGUCCAACUUUUUAUGUUAUGCUCAACCCAUUAUGUCCAUCCUUCAUAAAUCAGAUUUGUUUAGUUGAAGACCAAGACUUCCAAGUGAUUCCCUGCUCAAGUGUUCAAUACCAGGAGGUUUUGUUGUUUUUAUCUCCACAUAAUUUUCAUCCCCCCCUCCACAUACACAUUUCAAACCAAAACCCAAUUCUCCCACACACAGCCUUCCUUUUUUUUUUGAUGUUAUCAAUUACAAUGUUCUAACACACAGCCUUCCUUUUUUUUUUUUUUGGUUGAUGUUAUCAAUUACAAUUUCUAACACACAGCCUUCCUUUUUUUUUGGGUUGAUGUUAUCAAUUACAAUGGUCUAACACACAGCCUUCCUUUUUUUUUUUUUGGUUGAUGUUAUCAAUUACAAUUUCUAACACACAGCCUUCCUUUUUUUUGGGGGUUGAUGUUAUCAAUUCUAAUUUAUUAGGCCUCAGUUUCCAGUUCUCAUUUUUUGUUUUUUAAAUAAAAAGUACCAACAAUACAAUGUAUAAAUAAAUACUAAAAAAAAUUUUCUUUGCCAAAACUUUUAAAAUUUGUUUCAAGUCACUGCACAUUAUUAGCUCAUUUAUUCUAUGUAUAUACAGUCUGUUUUUGUUCAGUCUUUAUUGUAGCCAUUUAUGUUUUCACAUUUGAUUUUUUAUUUGACCUAACUGCUGCAAAACUGGUUACAAUGGCAUGUUUUCUUUUUGUAAUAAAUACUCGCUUAGGUGUUUGUGCACAAGUGCUUUGUGAUGUGUUGGGGUCAGUUCAUGAGGAUAAUAGGUUUAAAAGACAGGGGAUAGAAUGAGUGAACGUUACUGUCAAUGGUUUGUUUUCAAUUAUAAAGUUUUGAUUUAAAACCAGCAUUUCUGUCCAUCACACAUACACACUUGCCUCCUCUCCAUACAAAGUACUCUGCUGCUGGUUUUUGUUUUUGAAUGAAAUGUUUUUUGUGCAUGCUAUAAAUUUAUUGUUUGCACAGAGUUACUGAACCAGCAUUUUUUUUUUGGUAGACAAAAUCUGAAUUAAAAAAUGUCCAUUUGAUACUUAAAUAUAUUCCAAAAUAGGGUGAUUGUUUUGAUUGUUUGUAAAUUGCCUCUGAGUCAUUUGUUUAAGUAUUCUUGCAAAACACAACAGUCUCAAUAUACUUCAUUUACAUUCAUGAUGCCCUUGGGUCAAAUGGUAUGAGCUCUGCAUUGCCAUCACAACUGUCCCAAGUUCAACCCUGCCUGCUGCCCUCCUGCAGAGGAUCAAAGCUAGGACAUAAUAAACUUCAUUUAUGAAAAACAUCCAAACAUAGGAAACAAAACAUAAAUGCGCUCAAAAGGCUUGGAGAAUAUUGUCUAAAGUUACUCUACAAAAAUGUGUUUCUACAUUUGGCCGAGUUCAUAUUUGUCAACUUUGGGCUCUAUUACUUUUACUUUUGUGUGUGUGUGUGUCUUCAGUUAACUGGUCUGCCAACAACUUGUUCAUCUGUAUCCAGUGCGGCUGGUCUUUUAAGAGAUUUCAUUCAUACACAUUUUUGCCAUUCACUGGGUCUCUGGAUACAUCUAAAUCAAUUGAAUUCAACUUUCGGUAGAAUCUAAGCUAAAUACCAUAUGACAUUUUUGACUAAAUGGUCUGAAUCUAAAGACAUAAGAUUAAAUAACUUUCUAGGUAUCUUUAAUAAAAAAAAAUGACUAAACUUCUGACACCAACAUAUUCGCUUAGCACAAACUACUUUCUUACUAAUUGAGAAUGUGUGGCCAUCAAACAGUUUAUAAGCAAAACUAUUAUUUGCUGUUUUAUUUGAAUGCAUUUCGAUAGUCAACCAUUUUGUUUCCUUACAGUUUUUGUUUGAUCAUCUAGAUCAAUAUUAUUUUGCUGCUUGCCUCCCCUUGUGUCUCUAAUCAAAGUCACUGUUACAGUUGGUAGCACCGUCCAAUGGACACAUUCCAUCCUUUGUGUUUUUGUAUAUCUAGGUUUUUUUUUUUUUAGUUUUUUUUUUCUCUGUACAAUUCCAUGCUGCAUUAUGCUUGGGACCAAUAUAUUUCUGAAUGAUAUUCUACAUAGACUUGUUAUACUGAUCAAGUUUUGAAAAUGGUUUAUGAUCAAAACUGCCAUUUUAUUUGUCACUUGUUUGUUGUUUCUUCCUGGUUUUGUGCAUUCAUUUUAUUCUCCCUAUACAAAUUGUGUAUUUUAUCAAAGUGCAAAGAUUAAAAUUGGUCAAAAUCUUAAUGCAUAAAAAGAUAAUGUAAACUUAGUGUAUUUAAAAUGUAUGUUACUUUUAAAACUGCUUUUGAUAUUAAUGUAAUUUUGAAAAAAAGAUGUAGUAAUGUUUUAAAACAAGUCAAAUUUUUUUUUCAAUCAAUUCCUACAGUAUGUUCAAAGAAUACAGAAAACUAUUCAUAUAUUACUUUCUCACUUGUCUUACCUUUGCAAAUAUAUAAAUAUAUGCAAAAGGGAUCUUACUUAACAUUAUUCAAUAAUCAAUGAAGUUAUCUUUCUGAAAUUUCAAUGUGCUGUCUUGCCUAAAGAAUAGGUGUGAACUUUUAGAUAAGGAAAAUUUGUUAAAAUGAUUUUAAAAAUUUAAAGUUUUCAUUUAAGUCAAAAGUGUGAGUCAAAUGUAGGAAUUAGAAAAACAUUGUCUAAUUUUUACAAAAAGGAAAAAAAAAUAUCUUGUGUUUUUUUUUUUGUUUUUGUAAAGGGUAAAAGAUGAACAUUUUUCCAACUGUUGAUGUGGUGUAUGAUAUCAAUAAGUGCCUUGUGCUCUAUGACUUGUGUGUGUUGUCAGCUGUUUGUGGUUCGUUUGUGAACUUUUUGCUAUUAUAAAUCAUAUAUUAUCUUUUAGUUGACAUAAUAAAGUGAAUAGGAAAAUU
Messenger RNA from Biomphalaria glabrata, 7790 nucleotides. RefSeq names its product cyclin-dependent kinase 4-like. The transcript has 8 exons. Gene Ontology annotation, molecular function: ATP binding; cyclin binding; cyclin-dependent protein serine/threonine kinase activity. NCBI's taxonomy places the organism in Eukaryota, Metazoa, Mollusca, Gastropoda, Planorbidae. The record is from RefSeq and is a predicted model, not a curated record. Gene Ontology annotation, biological process: regulation of G2/M transition of mitotic cell cycle; regulation of gene expression; G1/S transition of mitotic cell cycle. Bases 184 to 1392 code for a protein of 402 amino acids. Gene Ontology annotation, cellular component: cytoplasm; cyclin-dependent protein kinase holoenzyme complex; nucleus.